Bombus pyrosoma is the source of this 3837-nucleotide messenger RNA. It is a transcript of the gene Cry2, whose product is annotated as cryptochrome-1-like. NCBI's taxonomy places the organism in Eukaryota, Metazoa, Arthropoda, Insecta, Hymenoptera, Apidae. The transcript has 12 exons. Gene Ontology annotation, molecular function: DNA binding; FAD binding. Gene Ontology annotation, cellular component: cytoplasm; nucleus. Bases 1742 to 3466 code for a protein of 574 amino acids. Gene Ontology annotation, biological process: entrainment of circadian clock by photoperiod; negative regulation of DNA-templated transcription; circadian regulation of gene expression. The record is from RefSeq and is a predicted model, not a curated record.
UGUGCGCGUUUCGCAUCCAUGUUCGUUCGUUCGUUCGUUGCAAAUUACUUUUACGUCCGUUCUCCCGGAAACCUGGAAAAAUUCCAUUAUCCGAAACAAGUAUCGAAUUUCACCGGUCGCAACAAUCGCUGCCGAUCUUGCCAAUGAGUUACUAUUAUCUUUGCAUGAUCAUUCAAUCAUCUAGACGCGUGGAAUAUUAAACCGAAUGUGUAUGCUGUUUUUUCUAGUUCUGAUAAGUUUGUCCAGUGCGUCGUUCAAAUAACGUUCAGCAAUAUCGCGAAUUCGGAUACAUUAAAAUGUCCGCGCAUCCACACGAUUUAGAUCAAGUUGAAGACCUAUCGUUGAAGGUGUGUGCUGUGACAAUUUGCACGUUAAACGAAGGAUGCCGGUAAUCAAUCGAUCACCGAAAUCAAUUUCAAGGAGAAUAGACAGUGGCUGCGAAAGAGACUAAGCUCCGUCCACGGAACUUCACGUUCCGAGAAACAGGUUUAAGAAGACGAUUGACACGGCUGAACGGAACUUAACAGAGGGUAUUUACAUUCGCGCAGAUAUUUCUAAAUGUUACGAGUGUGACAUAAUAACACGGCAACGAUAAACCGAACGCCUGUUACUAUCGAUUCCCCUCCCUGCGUACUACAGUAGAGUCGACCGUGAUACGUCAUACGUCAGUUAGCGCGUAACGUGCACCACAGUAGAAAUGUCGGAAAUGUGUCAGACGUAGAAAUUAGGCGACGCAUGAUAUACCGAUGCACGGGUUCCUGGAUUCACUGCUCUCUCUUUCUUUUUCAUUGUUCUUUGGGGGUGUAUGCGAAGCUCGUAUCGGACUAAAUCGCAAUGAUCAAGACCUACCGCUGCAAGAAUGUUUUAUAAGAUUAUAAUGCGAAGUAAAAAAAAUUUCCAGACAAUAUACCCCGAUAUCGCCUACCGUGCUUUCUUCCUCUACCUUCUCUCCUGGGAUCGCUCUGUUUAAAGAACUUCUACAUAAUAGCUACUUCUAGCUACUAUUAAAUGAUCGAAUGAUGCUGAAAGACAAAUAAGAUUAAGAAACGCUGGAGACGCAGCAAAAAACAAAAGAAAGGACCAAUUGGAGAAGAUAAGGAAAAGCCAAACCUAUAGAAACUACGAAGAGAAUAGAUAGUGGCGCGCGAUAUAAAUCGAUCACGUUCGAGCGGCAGGAAUUCUUCCUUUCUGUAGACAGCAGAAAAUCUCAAUCGAGAGAAUAGUAAAUCGAUCGAUCUUACUCUCGACCUUGAUGACGUAAAAACGAGGUGGAAUCGAUUUGUCAGGAUGAUGAUACUCGAAGACUGAAGAUACUGCUCCAUCGAGGUGGUUAACUUAAAAAUUUACAAAGAAGUGCAUCCUUCGGAUUAUCUCUCUCCUAGGGGAGGAACGACGAAAAAAGGAAAGGAAAGGAUAGAGAGGGAAAAGGAACGAAGGGGGGCAAGAAAAUAAAUAAAAAAAAAAGUUAAAGAAUGUUGCGUCUGUGUUCGUAUGCGUAUAUGUAUGUGCGUGUGCGCGCGCCCGCAUCUGUAUGUACGCGCGAGUGUGUGUGCACUCUGUUCCUGUGAAACAGUGACAAGAACACACAGGGGCAGAUACGAAGAGCAGAGGUAGAGCUGUUUAGUUGUUUAAAAAUGUGCUGCUUGUUUAAUAGAACACCGCUGUUAUUACCGAAAAUUUGAAAAGAUCGAGAGGAGAAAAGAGGAAUUUGAAGAAAAUCGACCUAGCAAGAAGAGGGAAAAUGACGGGUAGUCGUAGCAGCGAAAUAAAUCCGGAUGUGACGGUGCGUGGUGAGGGUGGAAAGCAUACGGUUCAUUGGUUUCGCAAAGGUCUCAGGCUUCACGAUAAUCCUUCGCUGAGGGAAGGUCUUACCGGAGCCACUACGUUUCGUUGCGUAUUCGUUUUGGAUCCGUGGUUCGCCGGAAGUACCAACGUUGGCAUCAAUAAAUGGAGGUUCUUGCUACAGUGUUUGGAAGAUCUCGACUGCUCCUUGAGAAAAUUGAACUCCAGACUAUUCGUGAUAAGAGGUCAACCGGCGGACGCUCUGCCGAAAUUGUUCAAGGAAUGGGGCACCACGAAUUUGACCUUCGAGGAAGAUCCAGAGCCAUUCGGACGCGUCCGAGACCACAACAUUUCGGCACUCUGCAAGGAGCUUGGUAUCUCGGUCGUCCAAAAGGUCUCGCAUACUCUUUACAAGUUGGACGAGAUCAUCGAGAGGAACGGAGGGAAGCCACCGUUGACUUAUCAUCAAUUUCAAAAUGUGGUUGCCAGUAUGGAUCCUCCAGAACCAUCGGUGCCGACUGUCACUUCUGCUUGUAUAGGUUCGGCCUACACCCCUCUGAAAGAGGAUCACGAUGAUCAUUACGGUGUUCCAACGCUCGAAGAACUUGGCUUCGACACGGAGGGUCUUCUUCCGCCUGUAUGGGUUGGAGGCGAAAGCGAGGCUCUGGCACGGUUGGAGCGUCAUCUAGAAAGGAAGGCCUGGGUGGCUAGUUUCGGGAGACCGAAAAUGACUCCGCAAUCAUUGUUGCCCAGUCAAACCGGCCUUUCGCCUUAUUUACGAUUCGGAUGCUUGAGUACCCGGCUAUUCUAUUAUCAGCUCACUGAUCUCUAUAAGAAGAUAAAGAAAGCCGUACCACCGCUUUCGUUGCACGGGCAACUUUUAUGGCGCGAAUUUUUUUACUGCGCUGCUACGAAGAACCCAAAUUUCGAUCGGAUGCAGGGUAAUCCAAUUUGCGUGCAAAUCCCUUGGGACAAGAAUGUCGAAGCACUUGCCAAGUGGGCAAACGGCCAAACGGGAUUUCCCUGGAUCGAUGCGAUCAUGACACAACUAAGAGAAGAAGGCUGGAUACAUCACUUGGCUAGACACGCGGUCGCCUGUUUCUUAACCAGAGGCGACCUUUGGAUCUCCUGGGAAGAAGGAAUGAAGGUGUUCGACGAGUUGUUGCUGGAUGCUGAUUGGUCGGUGAACGCGGGAAUGUGGAUGUGGUUAUCGUGCAGUUCUUUCUUCCAACAAUUCUUCCACUGCUAUUGCCCGGUGAGAUUCGGCAGAAAAGCUGAUCCGAAUGGCGAUUACAUUAGGCGAUACUUGCCGAUUUUGAAAAAUUUUCCUACGAGAUAUAUUCACGAACCGUGGAAUGCACCACUCAGCGUGCAACGUGCAGCCAAAUGUAUUAUUGGUAAGGACUAUUCAUUGCCGAUGGUGAAUCACAGCAAGAGCUCCAGGAUCAACAUCGAGAGAAUGAAGCAAGUCUAUCAGCAAUUAAACAAAUAUCGUGGAAACGGCGCCUCCCUUAAAGGAGAAACAGUUGGUUUAUUGAACGCACUGCCACCUCCAUCGGUAAAAGAGAACGAGGAAGAAAAGAAGAAGACGAAGCAAUCUCCGCCUCCCCCGGAGAAUCAAUCCAAGAUGGAAGCUCUUACCAAGACAACGCAACAUCAGCAACAGCACCAUCAACAUCAAUAACGACGACUACGCUGACGUCAUCGAAGCAAUUAGGCGAUAACCCGAAGAAACGAAAUUUUAAUUAUUUCCUAUUUCUACUUAAUUCACACUUAUUUAUUUGCCGUCAUUACGUCGAUGCUGGAAUCAUCUUAAUUGUAAUUCAUUGUAACGCGUAUAAUCGUUAAUAGUUUGAAAAAGCUAUUUGCAGCGAAAGCAAAGCCAUCCAUCGUGUCUGUUCAAAUGAUCGUUUGUAUUUAGAAGUAUGUUUCGUAAUAAGAAAUGUAAAACUUGAACGUUAUGGCAGAAAAAUGACGAUGAGACGAAUUUUAUAAUUCCAAUCGUUGUACAUAAUACAUUCAUUAUACGUCGUAAAUAAAAAUUUUUCAUGCAAA